GGUUACGUAACGUAAUAUUGAAGAUCCUAAAAGAAGCCACUCCAAGAUAGCAUGGAUCCRGUSUUAACAGCUAUUGCUGUAAUCAUUGUCCUAGCUCUAAUAUACUGGUUUGGUGUUAAAGAUUAUGCAGUGUUGUCCGAUGUACCCAUUAAUGGCCCAAAACCAUKGCCGUACAUUGGAAACCUUCUCGAYUUUAUCCAAGAUGGCGGCAUGCACAAGACGUUGUGGAAGUACUUCAAACGCUUUGGUCGAGUCCACAAGUUCUACGUUGGACGAAGACCUGGCAUUGUUGUCACUGAUCUCGAAAUGAUUAAGAUCAUCGUAGUGAAAGAGUUCGAUAAAUUUCGUAACCGACCGCGCUUUAUUAAGUUCAAUCCUCCAAUGUCCUUCGUCCUUCCAGCAACCCAAGAUGGGACGUGGAAGCGAAUUCGUACGAUUAUGACACCCACUUUUAGUGCUGCAAAACUCAAACAAAUGAAUCCUAUUGUGGAAGAAUGUAUGGAAGUAUUGCAGAAGAAAAUGAAGGUCUUUUCUGAAACUGGAGAAGAUGUGAAUAUCACCAGACUAUUCGCUCUCUUUGCUCUUGAUGUCAUCAUGAAAGCAGCCUUUGGAUACGACAUUGAUGUACAAAACCAGCCCAAUGAUGAAUUUCUUUCUUUGGCGCGAGACGCAUUCAGAGUCCCCUUGUGGAAGAGAGUAUUCUCUGCUGCGCCAUUUUCCAACCAGCUUUGCGACAUUUUCAACAUUCAGUUCUUUUCGAAUGCCGACUACUUCCUUGAAAUUGCGCGCAAGAUUAUUGCCAGCAGACGAGAUCAAGCUGGACCGCCYGCCAGACGUGAUUUUCUCCAACUGAUGCUGGAAGCACACGACAAUCAMGUGGAUGGCAAACCAAAACUCAAUGAUGAGGAACUUGCAGCACAAUGCUUCGUGUUUCUCCUAGCAGGAUUUGAAACCACUUCCACAACAUUGACAAGCACUGCAUAUUAUAUGGCAAACUAUCCUGACAUCCAAGAAACSUUCCAACAAGAACUMGACAAAGCCAGAGAAGAAAACAAAGAUUCUUCGCCGUAUGACCUGGUACACCACAUCGAGUACCUGGACAAAAUCGUUUGCGAAGUGCUACGCUUGUGUAGUCCUGGGUUUAACCUUGCCCGACUCUGUAACCAAGAGGUAGUUAUCAAAGGAAUACGGUUUCCCARGGGCAUCGACGUSAAUAUUCCCACAUACUGCCUGCAUCGUGAUCCCGAGGCCUGGGAACGACCWGAUGACUUCUACCCAGAGCACUUUUCUGCCGAAGCUAAGAAGAAACGUCAUCCGUAUUCAUACAUGCCAUUUGGRCUGGGUCCUCGKCAAUGUAUUGGCAUGAGACUCGCUCUACACGAGGUCAAAAACGCCCUGUUCACUAUCAUGGAGAAGUAUAAGUUUGAAAGAUGCCGUCAAACCRCUGACCUCGAAUACAAGGCGACAUUGAUUAUGCUCCCAAAGAAUGAUGUCAUACUGAAGAUUCGUAAACGCUGACACUGAAAGUGAACGAUGGAACCAGGAAUUCUCAAACCACACAUAGAACAAAAUCAGCUCUACAAGACCUGACARUGAUUCGUUACUUCAGGCAUAUUAAGUUUUGCUUAUUAAAGUCUACAAGUUUUGAUGUUAUUA
Molecule: messenger RNA, 1656 nt
Organism: Exaiptasia diaphana
Lineage: Eukaryota; Metazoa; Cnidaria; Anthozoa; Actiniaria; Aiptasiidae
Product: cytochrome P450 3A41
Exons: 2
Coding region: 52-1518 (488 amino acids)
Molecular function (GO): oxidoreductase activity, acting on paired donors, with incorporation or reduction of molecular oxygen; steroid hydroxylase activity; iron ion binding
Source: RefSeq, a predicted model, not a curated record